UUUUCAGUUUGUUUCUUACUUUGUUCAUGGUACUUAAAAGUUGUAACCAAAUUCACCAAUAUUUUGAAUGGCUUUUAUGCUUAGAAAGGCCUUGGAGGGGAGAAUUUUGAGUUGGAUUUGAUUUGCUACUGGGACACCCUGUUGAGAUGUAUAGCAGUUAUUUGAAAAUGGUCUGAGGCUUAUGAGAGAAGUCAAAGUUAGAGAUUUGGGGAACGUGUAUAGCAGCAGAAAUUUGAUGCUAUUGUGGAUAAAAUUACCGCAAAAGAGAAUGUAGAUUGAGAAAAUGAUUGAAGAUUAAACCAUGGGAACAACAAUGAAAGAAGAGAAUCCAGUAAAAGAGAUUGAGGAAUGAUCAGAAAACAGAGAAAGCAAGGCGAAGAAUCUGGAAAAUCAGAUACUGACGAAGUGUAAAUGGGGAGAGAUCUUUAAUGCUACAUCUAAGAAAGGGGGUGAAGAGAGAACAGAAGUCUUUGUCCCCUGACUUUGGAAAUCUUGUUUAACCUUCAAACUGGCGAUGUCAAGGGUUCCAAGUCCUCCACCUCCGGCAGAAAUGUCGAGUGGCCCUGUAGCUGAGAGUUGGUGCUACACACAGAUCAAGGUAGUGAAAUUCUCCUACAUGUGGACCAUCAAUAACUUUAGCUUUUGCCGGGAGGAAAUGGGUGAAGUCAUUAAAAGUUCAACCUUUUCGUCAGGAGCCAAUGAUAAACUGAAAUGGUGUUUGCGGGUAAACCCAAAAGGGCUAGAUGAAGAAAGCAAAGAUUACCUGUCACUUUACCUGUUACUGGUCAGCUGUCCAAAGAGUGAAGUUCGAGCAAAGUUCAAAUUCUCUAUCCUGAAUGCCAAGGGAGAAGAAACCAAAGCUAUGGAGAGUCAACGGGCAUAUAGGUUUGUGCAAGGCAAAGACUGGGGAUUCAAGAAAUUCAUCCGUAGAGAUUUUCUCUUAGACGAGGCCAACGGGCUUCUCCCUGAUGACAAGCUUACCCUCUUCUGUGAGGUGAGUGUGGUGCAAGAUUCCGUCAACAUUUCUGGCCAGAACACCAUGAAUAUGGUGAAGGUUCCUGAGUGCCGGUUGGCAGAUGAGUUAGGAGGACUGUGGGAGAAUUCCCGGUUCACAGACUGUUGUUUGUGUGUUGCUGGCCAGGAAUUCCAGGCUCACAAAGCCAUCUUAGCAGCUCGUUCCCCAGUUUUUAGUGCCAUGUUUGAACAUGAAAUGGAAGAGAGCAAAAAGAAUCGGGUUGAAAUCAAUGAUGUGGAGCCUGAAGUUUUUAAGGAAAUGAUGUGCUUCAUUUAUACGGGGAAGGCUCCGAACCUCGACAAAAUGGCUGAUGAUUUGCUGGCAGCUGCCGACAAGUAUGCCUUGGAGCGUUUAAAGGUCAUGUGUGAGGAUGCCCUCUGCAGUAACCUCUCCGUGGAGAAUGCCGCAGAAAUUCUCAUCCUGGCUGACCUCCACAGCGCAGAUCAGUUGAAAACUCAGGCAGUGGAUUUCAUCAACUAUCAUGCUUCAGAUGUCUUGGAGACCUCGGGGUGGAAGUCGAUGGUGGUGUCGCACCCCCACUUGGUGGCGGAGGCAUACCGCUCUCUGGCCUCGGCACAGUGCCCGUUUCUGGGACCCCCGCGCAAGCGCCUGAAGCAGUCCUAAGGUCCUGCCUGUUUUAAGACUCCGUUCGUUUUCCAGAAGCAGCAGCCACCGUUGCUGCACUGACCUGACCACCAGGUAGACAGCGCAAUCUGUGGAGCUUUUACUCUGUUGUGGGGGGAAAAGACUGCAUUGUAGCCCCAGACUUUUAAAACAGCACUAAAUAAACUUGGGGGAAAUGGGGGUGGGGGAAGGGAAGGGGCCGGGACUCGGGGCUGUUCAACCUAAUGAAAACCCUGUUGCUGCGUCACUGUGUUCCUCUGGCCUGGCGGAGUUUGAUACUGUGGGGAUUCAGCUUAGGCGCUGGCCUUGAGGACAUCCCCGCGGUGGUACUUUGGAGAAACCUGUCUGCAUCUGACUGAGCAGAACAAAUCAUCAGGUGCCUGGAGCAAAAAGAAAAUUUAAAAAGGACAUUUAGUUUUAAGAGAAGGGAAAAGGAAAGAAGAAAGGAUUUUUGCAGAAUUUCUCAAAAAUCAAUUUGUGGAUUCCAGUACCAGUAGUAUUUAUGUUGAGAGAAAUUUUAGUCCAUCCAGCUGUGCUAAAACUUGGAUAUUUGCGAAAACUCCUCACCACCAUGCAAGUAUCAGAAGAGCUCUCUUGUUAGCACUUAUUGUUUGCAAGAACAGCAUAUGUCCUGUUAUCCUUUUAUGAAAAAUGACAAGCGGAGGUGAAAGGGGAAGGAGGUUAUUUGAUCCAGAAGAUGAAUAUUCUGAUGUGGUCGCUUUUGCAAAAAAAUCUUUAUUGGUGUUGAAAACUGGAAAAAAUAAUUCAUCAGAAUUCAUACUGUCUUGACAAGAACUAUGAUUCUCUGUUUUUAGAUAUUGUGGAAAAUGUUUUUUGGCAUUUUUCUCUGAUUUUAUUUCUUCUCCCCCCUCCUUUUCUAAAAAAAAAACAAAACAAAACACACACACACACACACACACAAAACAAAAACAGCAAAAAGAAGAGAAAAGGAAAUUUUAUUAUUAAUGCUGUAUGAAAAAACUCCCAGCCCAGAUUGCUCAGCUGUCCGUACCUGACUUGCCACCUGCAUAGGAGCCAGUCCUGUUCCUUCCAAUUUGCCCCCUUCCUGCAGGGGAGAACUUCCAAAUGUUAAUUUUUUUUCUUUUUGAAAAUAUAAAUAAUUACUAUUUUGUA
Camelus dromedarius (Arabian camel) is the source of this 2773-nucleotide messenger RNA. RefSeq names its product speckle type BTB/POZ protein (gene SPOP). Gene Ontology annotation, biological process: regulation of proteolysis; proteasome-mediated ubiquitin-dependent protein catabolic process. Gene Ontology annotation, cellular component: cytoplasm; nucleus. Bases 515 to 1639 code for a protein of 374 amino acids. NCBI's taxonomy places the organism in Eukaryota, Metazoa, Chordata, Mammalia, Artiodactyla, Camelidae. The record is from RefSeq and is a predicted model, not a curated record. Gene Ontology annotation, molecular function: ubiquitin protein ligase binding. The transcript is spliced from 10 exons.